GGAUUAUUACUAAACCCUCGCAAAGAGAAGAGCGGAGCCGGCACUUGUUUUUCUCACAGCCACACAACAUUUCGGAACCCUCUUCCUUUUUUCAUUUCACUUUACAACAUGGCCAAGCAGGGCAAGAAGCGCUUCUCCAUCACCGCCGCUGGCGAGGAGUCCGGCGUCCUCUCAAGGGUGUCCCAGUCGCCGGCCGUACGUCGCACUAAGCAGGCUGCCUCGGAUGCCGCCUUUGUUGCGAAGAAGCUCCUCCGCAGCACUGGCAAGGCCGCCUGGAUCGCCGGAACCACGUUCUUGGUCCUUGUUGUGCCUCUCGUCGUCGCCAUGGAUCGCGAGCAGCAGAUCAACGAGCUUGAGUCUCAUCAGGCUAGCAUCCUUGGAACCCCUCCUCCUGCACUUCAGAAAUCUUAAUAGAUUCCGAUGAUUCUUGAAAGUUCCUCCGGUUGACAGGUUUUAGGGUUUGGUUUGUUUAUUUAUUUUCUAAUUCUUGAUUUGAAUUUUUUAUCUUAUUGUUUUAGGGGUGUGUGUUUGAUGCUGGAAUCUGGAUGUUUGGAACUUGGGUUUUGGUGUAUGACUGUAUGAGCAUAAUCCUGUUAACUAGUUAAAUCGGAAAUAGCAUAUUUGAUGAUA
Molecule: messenger RNA, 630 nt
Organism: Arachis ipaensis
Lineage: Eukaryota; Viridiplantae; Streptophyta; Magnoliopsida; Fabales; Fabaceae
Product: mitochondrial import receptor subunit TOM9-2
Biological process (GO): intracellular protein transport
Cellular component (GO): mitochondrial outer membrane
Source: RefSeq, a predicted model, not a curated record